Messenger RNA from Medioppia subpectinata, 513 nucleotides. NCBI's taxonomy places the organism in Eukaryota, Metazoa, Arthropoda, Arachnida, Sarcoptiformes, Oppiidae. The record is from the annotation of a GenBank genome assembly.
AUGGGUAUAACGUUUGGCGGACUUACUAUUGACAAAACCGACACAUCGUACUAUCGAUUAGGGUAUACCGCACUCGCCCUCGUUGUAAUGCAAGGCAUAUCGUUUACGUACAAAACUGUCGCCAUGUUAUACAUCAAUGGCGGCAAAGGCGCCGCUUUGAAUACAAUAUGCGGCAGUCAUUUGUCGGACUCGGAGUACAAGGAAUUGGUUUUAUUCGGCAAUGCGUUAAGAAAUACGCCGACCGUUGGCUUCACUAUCGGUAGGUUUGCGGCCAUUAAUAAGUCGACACUUAUUUCCCAAGGUCCAUACGAUGCGCCACACAAUGCUCCACGUCAGACAUCUCCGCGCCCUCAGCGCCCUCCGCCGCCUCCGUGGUGUCCGCCCUUUCCGCGCCUUGGGAUUGCUCCGCCCCCUCCGCCCCUUCCGCCCCCUCCGCCCCUUGGGAUCGCUCCGCCCCCUACGAUCGACGCAACCUCUUCUGCCUCUUUCUUCCCGCGUUUGACGCGUUGGUAA